Molecule: messenger RNA, 1001 nt
Organism: Solanum stenotomum
Lineage: Eukaryota; Viridiplantae; Streptophyta; Magnoliopsida; Solanales; Solanaceae
Product: short-chain dehydrogenase/reductase 2b-like
Exons: 5
Coding region: 61-960 (299 amino acids)
Cellular component (GO): membrane
Molecular function (GO): oxidoreductase activity, acting on the CH-OH group of donors, NAD or NADP as acceptor
Source: RefSeq, a predicted model, not a curated record
UUACAGAUUUGUUUUGCAGGAUUCCAAAGGAGAAAAGGUUAGAAACAUUGGACUUAAGUGAUGGGAGAUGCUUGUAAGUAUGCAGUUGUUACAGGAUCAAACAAGGGAAUUGGCUUCGAGACUGUUAAGCAGUUCGCCAAUUCAGGUGUAACGGUUGUCUUAACAGCCAGAGACGAAAAGAGAGGAACUGAAGCAACAUCCUUGCUGAAUGAACAAGGAUUUUCAAAUGUUGUGUUUCAUCAGCUUGAUGUUCAAGAUGCUCAGAGCAUUGAGUCCUUGGCAAAGUUCGUACAAACACAAUAUGGGAGGCUUGAUAUUCUGGUAAAUAAUGCUGGAGCUUCUGGAGUUGUAGUUGAUGAAGAUGUCCUAAGGGCCUUGAAUGUAGAUCCUGAAGACUGGUUAGCAGGGAAAGCUGUCAACGUCAUUCAAGUUGCGAUGAAAACAACUUAUGAGAGUGCCAAAUUAUGCUUGGACACUAAUUACUAUGGUGUUAAGAAUGUUACUGAAGCUCUUCUUCCAUUGCUGCAAAAUUCUCCUUCAGCAAGAAUUGUUAAUGUCUCCUCCCUUAGAAGUGAAUUAAAGCGAGUACCAAACGAGGAGAGGAGAAAGAAGCUAGGAGAUGUUGAAAACCUGACAGAAGAUAAAAUCGACAAGAUUCUGCAGAAUUUUUUGCAUGAUCUGAAACAAGAUGCUCUCGAGGUGAACGGUUGGCAGAUGAUGCUACCAGCAUAUAGCAUAUCAAAAGUCUCACUCAAUGCUUACACUCGAAUUCUCGCAAGAAAGUACCCGAAAAUGUGUAUCAAUUGUGUCCAUCCUGGAUACGUCAACACGGAUAUAAACUGGCAUACAGGAACAAUGCCUGUAGAAGAAGGAGCUGAAGGAUCUGUCAUGCUAGCUCUUUUGCCUGAUGGAGGACCUACUGGUUGCUACUUUGAUCGUACAGUAGUUGAUGAGUUUUAAAUAGAACAAUAACUACGCCUCAGUCCCAAACAAGUUGGGGU